GAUAUUACUUAUUAUUACCUGAUGACUUCCUGAUGGAGUCUACUUCCUCACAAGUGUCCAAUGAGGUGAACUCAGGGUCACAGAAGUCAACCAUUCCAAGUAGUGGUUCUUCGAUGCAAUCACAGACUUUUUGUCCAGUGUGCCAGUUCCCUCUCAAAACAUUGAAGAUUGCAACGCCCUCAAAACAUAUCACAAAAUGUAAGAAGAGAAAUGCGAAACCAAAAAGAGACUGUCCGAACGGAAUAGACUGCAUUUCAACCAUGGAAUCUCAUUAUCAAAUAUACUCUCAUAAAAAUCUUCAAGAAUAUCGGGACGACCCUGAACGCUCUCUAGCACCAUCUAACACUUCUAUGAGCAGUAUUGAUAGACUCUUUGAAUCAUUACAUGGCCGCACCCCGAAGAAAGAAGUAAAACUAGAAAUAAGUGCAAAUGAAAAUCAUUCCCCGUUUAUUCGACCAUUUAUCGAUUUAACAGACAGUCCAUCUUCUUCAGAAGAGUUUAAAAACACUCAAAAUUCGUCAAAAAAAAGUCGAAAAGAUUUGUCAAGUUUUUUUAAAAACGUAACGGUUUCUCCUCUUGUGAGUUCAAAUGCUACAAACACUGUUAUAUCUCAAAAAUCGUCAAUUCUAGGGAAACACAAGGCAAAGGAGACAGAACCGUUUAUCAUUUCUAAACCUAAGAAAUCAAAAAAUAUAACUUCUGAAAUACAAAGAGUGUUUUCUAGUCAAAAAGUAUCAGCUUCUACGCAAACUACACAAAAAUUAAAAUCUUCUUUGAAUAUUAACAAUUCUUUGGCAAUUAUACAAGAAAAAUUGAAACAUACUCCUCGAAAAAAUUGGAACGUGAAAGUUAAACCUCCGCUCGGUGCAAAUCCAUGGACGAUAACUGCAAGUCAGGUAGAAAAACGCCGUGAAACGAAAGAAAUUGAAAUUAUCGACUUAACAGAUGAUUGCGGUGAAGAAACGAGUCAAGAAACAAUAUCAAGUUUACGUCGAAGUCCUCAAAAAAAUUCUGAACAAUUGACCGUCGAUGCAACUCCAAAAAAAUUGCGUUCUUCUCCUUUUGUACAAACGUCAACUUUUGAAAAAGAUAAGACACUAGAUGGUGCUAUUUUAUCAAAAACAUGGUCAUCAAAUAUAAAAGCAGAACCUUUAACCCCAAGUCAACAAACUAGGAUUGGUAAAAAAACUCUUUCCCAAAGCCAGAAUAAUUCAAAAGAAACGUUCAUGAGUAAAAUGUGUAGAAAAUACCCGGUAAUUAAAAUAGAAAGAGUCUCAAAUAAAAGACCGGAACAAAAUCCGACAAACUCUGACAGUUCAAUUUAUUCCGGUGGGAAAAUUAAAACCAAUUCUGACAGCGAAAAAUUUUCUUUUCUACCUGAAGAAGAUCAAGAUAUUCCGAUACAGUCUACCCAAAUUCCAAAUUCAAUUAAAAAAAGUCAAACUGGUUUUUCUUCCACACUAGACACUCAAGACAGUGAGGACUGGGUAAUCCCCCUCCCUCGAGGACCAGGAUUUGUGCCAGUUAGCCCUAUCCAGUUUGACAAAAGUGGAAAUUUUAUGCCUUUCAUCAGUCCUACUAAUUUGAGUAAAAAUAUGCUGAGCUCAGCAAAAUCUUCCCAGGAGUGCUCUGCUGAAGGUAAAAAUCCUAGUAUUAUUUUAGACCAAAAUUCAAAUUUAUUCAACAUGAGACGCUUGGAUGAUAAAGCUGGAAAUUCUGUGGCAGAAUCGAACAGUAGUUAUGGUAAUAGUAAAAAUUCUGCAAUCAAAAAUAAAAAUGAUGCUGUAUUGGAAGGCAAGCAUUCUAAUAAAAGUUAUACAGCUGAAAGUUCAAAUCCGGAUAAUCAGAAUGGGACCGAAUUCAGAGAACAACCACUAGGGGGUAUUACUUCAAAUUUAUCUAAUGAAGGAUUUGUAAAGAAUCAAUGUAUUAUUAUCAAUUCAAGCCUUGAAGAUGAAAAUUCCACUUCCGAUGCUCAAAAUGGGGAAAUUUGUGACAAAAAAACUGCCGAUUUUCCGAAAAAAUCUUCAACGUUUUUGGGAGACAAUUCUGGCUCAGAUACCAAGCUUGAUAGCAAUCCAGAUAUAACAACUAGCAAAUUUUUAGCGGGAAAUAACGUAGAAAAUAAUUCAAAAUGUGGAAAUUGUUCAAAUGAGGAAGAUAUAAUGGAGUCCUCAAUGCUACAAGGACUCUCACAUUGUCAAACAUUACCAUUUUUGAGCCCUGUAUCCUUGAAAGUGAAACGCUUGGAUGAACACAUCGAUCUGAAAGGGAAAAAUGACAUUGAUUCAAAAAGUAAUAAUCAUUGUUGCAGGAAGAACAGUGAUCCAGGAAGUGGGGUUAAACGUUAUACAUCAGGAAGUAAUAAUAAUGAAAAAACUGAAGAUUUUAACAAAACAGCUUCACAAUUUUCCAAAUCAGCCAAAAAUAUCACAAAUUUUGAUGUUUUCGACAAACCUGGCACAUCUUACGAUACAGUUGACGAUGGUAAACCGUCACACUCUAGCAGUGCAAAUACUGAAUUUUCCAACAAAACUAGUGAUUGUAAUGAUACUAUUCCAGGAAGUUUGAAAAAGGCUAAAAUAAAACCCCAGGAUGUAACAAACUUGAACAAGUAUGGCACAUCGUGUAGUAAUAUUGACGAUGAUAAACCCUCUACAAGUGGUUUGAGUAGUUUUUCAAAUUCAUCGCCAAAAAAUAAAAAUAAUUUUCCGUCUAACGUAAACGGUUUACGUAAAGUUAAAGUUACACCCAUACGUGCCAGUUGGAGUAAAAUUGGCCCUCAAAGUGGAUCAGGUUUAUCAACAAUGGAUAGAAGAUUCGAUAAAGGUCAAUUAAAUGGGAUUAAUAAAGCUCCAACUUUUGAUGGUGAAAAUCAGAAUGGGAAUCAAGAUACUGGAAAUUCAGAGAAUCUAAAAUCUUCUAAAAAACUUUUACAAAAAGGGGAUGAUACUUUGUCAAGUUCUAGCAAAAAAUUUUCGCUUCAAAAUUGGUUAAAUUCGUCAAAAAAGAGCAAAAAACAGGGAGAUAUCGGUUCAAUGAUGUUUGGUUUAAAACCCAAGCUUCAAGAAAUUGUAAAAAAGGAAAAUCCUAACGGCUCUUGGAAAAAUGGAACGAAAACUGGUGGAAAUGGAUUCUAUAGAAGUAACAAAACACGGAAGUGUCCGUUUUACAAGAUUGUUUCUGGUACCGACAUUGCUGUAGAUGCCUUUAGUUAUGGAGUGGUGGAAGGAGUCCAGUUUUAUUUUUUGUCACAUUUCCACUCAGACCACUACAUGGGAUUAACAAAAAAGUAUUGGAGGCAUAAAGUGUUUUGCAGCCAGGUCACAGGCAAUCUUGUGGCUCAGAAAAUCAGAUUGUCUGAAGAACUUAUAGUCAGGUUGCCAAUGGGGGAAGAGAUUGAAGUUGGCCAGGUUAAAGUGACGUUGUUGGAGGCAAACCAUUGUCCUGGAGCUGUUUUAUUUCUCUUCAAACUUCGAAACAAUCGGGUCCUUCUUCACACAGGAGAUUUCAGAGCCCAGGAGGAAAUGGAGAAAUAUAAUGCUUUACAAGGAAUCAGAGUUGAUACCUUAUAUCUUGACACAACAUAUUUGAACCCAGAAUAUCGGUUUCCAUUGCAACGUGAUGUCAUCAAAACAGCUGUUUCUAUUGCAACAACAGAGAUAAAGGAAUGUCCCAAAACUUUGUUUGUUGUUGGCACUUAUUUGAUUGGGAAAGAAAGGAUAUUUGCUGCUGUCGCAAAUGCCAUCGGAAGUCAAGCUUUCGUUGCACAGGAUAAAUUCCGCACAAUCCAAUGUCUGCAAGAUGAUACUUUAUCAAAGUUGGUGACACGAGAUGCAACCGAAGCUAACGUUCAUGUGAUACCAAUGAGGCAGCUUUCUGUGAAGGACCUCAAAUCACGUCUCUGUCAGUUCAGACAAUAUGAGCAACUUGUGGCUUUCAAACCUACAGGUUGGACUCAUGAUAACAAACAUCCCGGUUUGAACCGGAUAAAACCUGUUGUGUCCGGUCCUGUCAAGAUUUAUGGAUUGCCUUAUAGUGAACACAGCAGUUUUGAAGACCUUCACAGAUUCGUGAAAUUUCUUCGACCGACCAAAAUCAUCCCGACAGUUAACGUAGGAAGGAAGGAAAUGCGGGAAGAAAUGAAUUAUUAUCUGGAUAAGUGGAAACUAGGACUCGAUCCUUGAUAAAUUUUUCGGCCACCUCAUUUGAACUUCCAUUUUUCCUUGACAGUGUUGACUUGAAUUGGUUCGUUCAACCGCUAUCCACUGCCAUCCAUCAUGCCUACUUCUAUCUAUGGCUCUUAUCUGCUUUCAUAUUCUCCUAUCGACUGCUAUCCACUAUCAUAUCUACUUCUAUCUGUCCCCAUAUGGUAUUAUCUUCUUCCUCACUGUCUUAUCUUCUGUUAAUUGCUUUCAUAUUCUCUAAUCUACUGCUAUCCACAGCUAUAUUGUAUUGCCUUAAUUACUACUACCUAGAGUCCUAAUGUUUUAUCUACUACCACACUGUCUUAUCUCCUAUAAUUCUGCUCUAUCUGCUGCAAAGAUAAAUGUGAGAUCUACUACUACCUACUGUCCUACUGUUUUAUCUACUUCAUACUGUAUUAUCUGCUAUAAUUCUUCCCUAUCUGCUGCAAAGAUAAAUGUGUUAUCGGUUGCGAUGAUAAAUUUAUCAUAUUUUUCUGUGGUGCUUCCAACUCUUCUAUUAGUACUAUUCCCUCUUUCGAUGAGAAACGAAUUUGCUUUAAACAUUUGUAAGAUACUGUAUAUAGUUUUUAGCAAGUCGGUGGUUGCUCCCAACGUUUCUAUUACAGUGGUUUCCAAUCUUUAUUUCAAGCGACCCAAAUUAUAAAAAAAAAAUUUUGUAAUACCGGUACUUGCGACCCCAAGAUAAGCUUGUAUACUAAGCAGCAUUUAAUGCUUUUGGGGUCACGAAAUUGAAUGACUAAUAUGAAAUAAUAAUUUUUAUUCGAUGUUUAUUUCCCAGCAACUACCGCAAAGUGUAAAAACUGCGUUUUCUUGCCAUGAGUGAGUUUCUGAAAUCGUGGCGAGGCUUUACUUGAGCAAAAUAGAUGCUGCCAAGCUUUUGCGUACACAAUUUACCUCAUACAAAAUCACUUUUGAGUAACACUUCAACACCAAGUGUAAAAUACCAAUAAAAUCAGCAACUUUUUGUGGAAAGAAUAAGUAACCCACGGAGACUUUCAGGCGACCCAGUUUUGGGUCGCGACCCAUAUGUUGGGUAAAACUGUUCUAUUAGUAACCUCACCUCGAGGUCUGGUUGCUGGCGUCUAUCUCCACGAAGGUUAAACGUAAUAAAUGGCAUGUAGUCUCUUGAAACUCUAUCUUUUUCUGUUCUCUUCCUUUUUCUGCUCUCAGUUGGAGACUCGGGUUCUCGCUUUGAGCUAACCCAUAUAAACAUUCAUAGCUUUUUGAACAGGGCUGGGCAAUUACUUUUCUGAGUAGGCCAGUUACAGAUAAUAGACUUUGUUACUGGGCCAAAGGCUUAAAACUUAAUAUGAAAAACUAUGAAUUAAAAUAUAGUUUAUUUACAACAGCUAGGCUGACGUUUAUAUAAUAAUAAGAACACAAUGUAACAAUAGGGGUCAUUAUGAUGUCAACGUUAUUUUCAUUGAUAUUUUCAACAAAUUUAUAUUCAUAAAAACUAUAGUCGUAAUUUAGCAGACACAAGUGGGCUGGCUGAAACACUUUGGGGGCCGUAAUUCCCCCCCCCCCUGUUUCAACAAUUUUUCUUUUGUGCAUUCUUGUCAUUCGUUUGAGCAAACUUGUUGAAUUCACUGAACAAGCUUAAGAACAUGCAUUCAUUUUUGUACAGAAUUAUAUUUUUUUCAUUGUUUAUGCUGCCAAGAUUAUUCUUCAAAAUUUUCAUUUUUGAUUUGCAGUAACAUAUCAUGCUAAUACAGUCAGCUGCCUUUUUGUCACCGAAUUUUCUAUGAAAAAUAUUAUCUACAAUGUGCCCCCCGCCGCCAAAAAAAAAAUCGGAACAAAUUCUAAAGAAAACAUGAUUUUUGUGCAAAGUAUCUUAUAUUACUGAAAUUAUUAGGCACAACCAUACGCAGGUUCUGGUCCGGUUACCUUCCACUUCGGGUAUGAGAUUAGUUAGCCAGUUACUUGUUUCCUGAUGAUGUAUGAGGCCGUAACCGACCAGCGAUUACGUGAUCUACCCUAAGGCGGCGAGGAAUCCAGCAAUUUUCUUGCACAUAUGUCAUACAUAGCAUUUUUUAGUACAAAUUUUUAAUUAUUUUGAAAAAAAAGCAAUGAUAGUUUAUUAUUUAGAAUAAUGUUCAAUAAGUUCCAUAAAUACCUGUGUAUUAUCUUCAUUUUACAAUUAUGUUGUUUGGUUGUGUAUUUUGAUGUAUUUAUUUGUCAACACAAUAGAGGGACA
Styela clava is the source of this 6405-nucleotide messenger RNA. The record is from RefSeq and is a predicted model, not a curated record. Lineage: Eukaryota; Metazoa; Chordata; Ascidiacea; Stolidobranchia; Styelidae.